Molecule: messenger RNA, 5979 nt
Organism: Passer montanus (Eurasian tree sparrow)
Lineage: Eukaryota; Metazoa; Chordata; Aves; Passeriformes; Passeridae
Gene: TENT2
Product: terminal nucleotidyltransferase 2
Exons: 15
Coding region: 398-1924 (508 amino acids)
Cellular component (GO): cytosol
Molecular function (GO): poly(A) RNA polymerase activity
Source: RefSeq, a predicted model, not a curated record
CCUGCCGCAUCCCGGCCCCUUCCUGCGGCGUCUCUGCAUCCGGGGACGGGACAGCGCUCAGCUGCGGGAACUGCUCUCCGCUGCCCGCCCCGCCUGCCUCCGCUAGGCCCUGCGUGAGUGUCCUGUGCGGGUCCCGCGUGGACGUGGCAGGGAGCGGCGUCGGGGUGCCGGGCUCCGGCGCCGGGGCUGGGGCUGGCGGGCUUCCGUGCGCACGGGCUUGCCUGCGCGGUUCGCUCGUGGGGCUCUGAGGGAAAUACCGGCUUGUUUGGAAACACCGGCCAGAGGGACAGAGGUACCUGAGCUGUAAGCCGUGAAGUUGUUUAGGAGAGCCUGGCGAGGUAACCAGUGCUGGCGGUCACGAUAAAAGGAUACAUGUUCACUUCAAGUAGAAAGGAGCAUGUUCCCAAAUUCUUCCAGCGUGGGUCGUUCGUCCUUCCCUCCAAAAUAUCAACAACAGAGUACUUUCUUCACUAAACUUCCUUUAAAUAUGCCUCCUACUCUUCUUUCUCACCAGCAAAUUGUCGUUCCUCCGUUUCAUUUUCGCAGUGGAGUUCUUUCUAGAGCUCUUGUGAGUGGGAACGCUGAAGCUACUCCAGCUGUUAAUCCAGUUGUUACACUGCAACCAGUGACUUACAGAAGUGUCAGUCCAGUGUCUAAAUCAGAUGCCCAGACAUCAUUUCAAGGAAGGAAGAGACAAAGUCAGCAGAGUGUUCCAGACGAUGCCAAACGGCAGCGGAUUCAUUCACAUGAUUCUGAUGCUGCUGUAGCUAACCAAGCAGUGCCUUUGCCAAAAGAACAUAGACGCUCCUUCCCAGCGUCAGUUUCAGUUCGGUCUCCAGUGUUGCGUGCGGGUGGCUCACCGGCCUUAAUUGGAUGUGUACCUCGUUUGCAAGAUACUUUGUUUCCAGAUUGCACGGAAACCGGGCUCCCAGUUGCCAAGGACGAGUUAAGUAAACAGGUUUUGGAGGUGUUUCAAGCAUGUCGGCAACAGGCCUCUGAUUUGGACAGAAAAGAGCUUUGCAGAACAGAACUCCAGAGAGAAAUUCAGCUAAUUUUUCCACAAAGUAGACUUUUUUUGGUGGGGUCCUCACUGAAUGGAUUUGGCACUCGUACUAGUGAUGCUGAUUUGUGCCUAGUGAUUAAAGAAGAACCAAUGAAUCAGAAGACUGAAGCAAGACGUGUACUCAGCUUAGUCCAAAAGCUCUUCAGUACUAAACUUUCAAGCUACAUUGAGCGACCUCAGCUGAUCAGAGCAAAAGUGCCAAUAGUGAAAUUCAGGGAUAAAGUCAGCAAUGUGGAUUUCGACUUGAAUGUAAACAAUGUGAUAGGUAUAAGAAAUACAUUCCUUCUGAGAAGCUAUGCAUUCAUUGAGAAUCGAGUUCGUCCAUUAGUACUUGUUGUUAAGAAGUGGGCAAGUUUUCAUGAGAUAAAUGAUGCCAGUCGUGGUACUUUAAACAGCUAUAGUCUUGUGUUGAUGGUUUUGCACUAUUUACAGACCUUACCUGAACCCAUCCUUCCAUCCCUCCAAAAAAAUUAUCCAGAAUGUUUUGAUCCUACUAUGCAGUUGCAUUUUGUUCAUCAAGCGCCACGUACCAUUCCUCCUUACGUCUCAAAAAAUGGAUCAAGCCUUGGAGAUUUGCUAAUAGGCUUCUUCAAAUAUUAUGCCACAGAAUUUGAUUGGUGCCAUCAGAUGAUAUCAGUUCGUGAGGCCAAGGCUAUUGCAAGACCUGAUGGUAUUGAAUGGAGAAACAAAUUUAUUUGUGUAGAAGAGCCUUUUGACAGAACAAAUACUGCUAGAGCUGUACAUGAGAAACAGAAGUUUGAUAUGAUCAGAGGUGAACUUGCGCAGGCUUGGCGGUUAUUACGAGAGAAGAAAGAUCUGAACUAUAUAUUGCCUUUCAAAGCAGUCGUACAGAAAAGAUAACUAGCUUCUUUCAUUUUCCCUUUUUUUGGAUCCUGCUGAAACAAAGAACAGUGUCAAAAUCAGGAGGCACUCACCCCAUGAUUUUUAUGACCUGUUUUUCUCUGUAAACUUUUGUUAAGGAAAUGUUUAUAAGGAUGUGGCAUAUUUUAUUAUCAGUAUUUGUUAAUACAGCUGUUCAAGAUACAGCUGUUUCUUUCUGAAAAUGCUUGCAUUGUUGACUUCUUGACAGCAAACAAGAAGAAUACAUCUAUUUUAAGCAAAGUAUGGGGAUAUACUGACUUGUUUCUUGUGUGAUCUGUGUAACCAUUAUUUCAGACAGAUUUAACCAUGAAAAGUAGACAUUCAAAGUUAAACCAUGUGCAAAUCUGACUACAUCCUUAAGGCACUGUGCACUACCAACUUUUUGAUGAACAGAGUCUGUGCUUUACAUCUGCUGAAUUGCAGUAAGCACUUCUGCUCAACUUAGGACUUUCCAGUUUUAUUUCACUUUUACUUGAAUAACAAGCAACUGUUUAUGACAAUGAAGAUAGAUUAUGGUUGGUAGUACUCUGAAUAUCAAGAACUAUAAUCUAAACCAAAAUUUUCAAGCACCAGUUUUACUAUGAGGAAAUUGAAGUAAAAAAGCUCAAUUCAAUGCACAUAAAUGCUUAUUAUUCACACAGAGUAGGAAGGAAAAUUUUUAGUGCUUCCUUUUACAUAUUUGAAGUAAUAGUGGUGCCUCUCUUAGAGAAAAAGACCAAAUCAAAAUCAAAACACCUCACAUCAGUGCUAAAAUUAGCUGGCUUCUCAUUUGAUUUUGUGUGAAUGUUUGUGAAUUGAUCAGCCACUGUAAAUUGAAUCUAAGUAAUACUGACAACUAUAGCUCUUCCAAAAAAAUGGCAAACUUUCUCUUAGACCUCCUAUAGCACAAUUUGUAUCUCUCAUAUAUUUGUUAUUGAAGACCAAUUAAUUUUUAAGGUGGUACUUACCACUGAAGUCAAAUUCAUACUUCCAUUUUUUUAAGUUUACUAUUUUAUAUGGUGUCCAGUGAAAUAAAGUUUCUAUAUGGAAGAUACGGGUUAUUUUUCCAAUUUAUGUUACUUUGUACUGCAUAUUUAAAAUAUUUCCUAUAAUUAAGUAGAAUAGAAAAUGCCCCAUGAGGUAAGGCCCAUGUUGUAAUUCACCAAGAUCUGUCAUGGCUAUUCUGCAGUACAUCUGUGAAUAGGCAAAAGUUUGGUUUAUUACUUUCUCUAAACAGAUUAUAAAAACUCUUUUAACUGUAGAAUAACAAGCAUUAUGUCUUCUUGUGCAAACUUUUAAGUUCUAGUUUAUUUAGAAGUUCUAAGUACUGUAAACUAUAUGCCUGAUGUGAGAUUACUUCCUACACACUUUGUCAUGGUCUAGUCUAUGUAGAAUUUUGUCUUUUUUCUGUAAUUGACUUUUCUUCUCAAUUUUAACUGUCUUUCAGUUUUAAUAUGACUCUAGCAGUCCACUGAAAUAUUCUUCCUCCUUGCAUAUGUUCACCCUCAAUGCCCUUUUUCUAUAGGAUGGUAGACUUGAGUGUCAGUGAAACAUUCACUUUGAUUCACUUUAUGUAAAAUAGAAACACAAGAUUUUAAACCAGGAUGAUGUCUGGAUUCAAAGAUGUUCUACAAGCUCCAUGUAGAUUCUGGGAAAAGAGAAUGUUGGCUAUAUCUUCUUAAAAAACAUAUUGGCUAUACCUUUGUCUAGAAAAUUUAAAACUUUCCCAACCUAGGAUAAAUGAGAAGGGACAUAAAUGUUUAAAGUUGGUUAAAAUAUAUUUUAAGUGAGCUGAAUGUGAGAAACGAAACUUUAUAAAAGGCAUAAAACUUCCUUAUGAGUUUGUAUUGCAUCACCUAAUGUGUCAGCAUUUCUUACAACUUAAAUUAAUCCUUCGUGUUUAAUUUAAUUCCUAACUGUUUUUAAAAGGUUAGUUUAAAACAUUGUGGUAUCUCUGAGCUACUCUAUAAAAAGUACCCUACGAAUUAAGUGGCAUUUUUAAUACAAGUUAAGGUCUGUAACCACAAUAGUCUGUGUCUUUCAAAAGAAUACUUUUGUAUUUUUUUCUCAGUUUAUGUCCUGAUGUAACCAGAAAAUCUAGAUGGUAGUUUUCCCCAAUUUUUUUCGAACUGAACCGUUGAUGGCAUUAAUAGUGGGCUGCAACUUUUGUCAGAAAACUUCAGAUCUAAUACCAUACAGUAAUGGCUUGGGGAGAGUGGGUAGGAGCUGGACAUCAACUUUGGGUUCAGUUCUGUAUAGUCUGAAGUUGUUCGAGGUGUAAUGAUCUGUGUUUUCAUCUACUCUGGGCAAGUAUUCAGAGUAAAAUAUUCACUAAUGUCUACCAUAAAUUUUAGUGUUAGGGUAAAAUGUUCAACUUUCCUUGGCUUAAAAAUAAAAACUUUUACCUUCUUAACCCCUGGCAUACAUCCUAGCAGGAAUAUUUUUUUCUGAGAGCUCUUAGGUAAAAGGUAUUUUUCACAACUGACCGAGAUGUCAGUGUGUGAGCAAGAUGCUGUCUUUGGAUUUUGUUACUGCCUUGAAAUAAAACUGCUUUAAUUCAGCGCAUUUAUUUAUUUAAUUUUUUUAAUUAUUAUUCUUGACUACUCUUUUUGGCAGUGGGUUUUCUUGUCUGUUCUCACCUCAUGUGUCAGAAACCACUAGUGUCUUCUCUAGGAUUUUAAGAACUCUAUUUAGUCCUUCAGGACUAAAUUAACAGCCUCAGAGGUGCACAGUAGGACCAAACAUUGGCAAGAGCUUCACAUUUGGUGACAGUAAUGCAGAACUGGCAUAGGCUAUGCACUGUGAAACUUAAAGUUUCUCUUCUAGCUCUUGCUCUCACUUGUCCUGAAAUGUGAAUGUGUAUGUGAACUCUUAGUACCUUUAGGUGUGUUGACAGUAUAAGGUGUUACUUUUUAAAAAUCCCUCACAAAGAAAUCAAUAUAAAUCAAUUUUAAGACACACACUACUGGGUGACUUGAUCAUUUGGGAGAAACAGGCAGUGAUGAUAAAAGGAUGUAAGAUGAUUUGUAUAAAACCUGAAGUUAGCAUUUAUGAAUGCAUUAUAUUUGUGAAUCCCAAACAUUUAUUUGGAACUAGUGCUUUACUUGAAAUUGUGUUACUGGACUUGAGUCACAAUAUGUUUGAUGUUAAAUUUAAGUCCAUCAGAGAAUGUCACUCUUGAUUUAUUGUACUGUACUUGCUCCCGGUUGUCCUGUGGUUUGUGAGUUUUUCUGCCUUGUUCUCUGUAAUCCUUGUUUUCAGAUAUAAAUAUUUUCAUUGAUUUUACUGAGUAUGAUGCUUGUCCGAAGAGCGUGUUCGAUUUUGGUCCAUUUACAGGUCAGAUUCACUUGUGAGAAGUAAGAUGGAAAUGAGUUGAAGGGUUUCUGGUAAAAGAGUACUUGCCUUUCUCUUGCUGUGCUGAAGACUGAAUCAAAUCUUGUGCAAUGUAUGUAUGUUUCAUCUAUAAGCGUUUCUAGAAGACUUGUAAAGCUCUUGCCUUCCACAUGAAAUUUAAAGAAGAGUACUUCAUAUUCUUUACAUUUUGCUGUGUACACUGUCUAUGCUCAUGAUGAAAUGUAGAGUUUAAUUUAGUUUAAUAUCUGUUUCAAAUACACUUUUCAAAAAAUUACAUUGUCACCUUGUAAAUUCUGUAUGUCACUGCGUGGGUCAGGAGAGUAGGAAGACCUGUACCUAUUUUGUGUGCAGAGAUAGCUUGUAGUCAGAAGUACAUGGCUGGGUGUUUCUAUACUUAUAGCACUCUUAAGAAAGAGUUUGCUGAUUGAUUUAUAACUAGAUAUUUAUUUGAAGAACAAUAAAAAAAAAAGCUGGGGGCAUUGGAGUUAUACUGUGCAAACAGUCGUUUAUACUUGAGAUAUCUUGGAAGUUCUUUACUUAGAAUCAGGGGUUUAGAGCUUUUCCUCCUCUUCUAAUUUUUUUUUUUAAUAAAGUCAUUAUGUUGAGUAAUACAGAUUGGAAAUAUUUAUGUUUGUUUGUGAAAAGCACUGCAUUUUCUGUAAAAUGCAGAAUAAUAAAGCAUAAAUGUGGCUUAACCUAAA